Messenger RNA from Meriones unguiculatus (Mongolian gerbil), 6554 nucleotides. It is a transcript of the gene Gxylt1, whose product is annotated as glucoside xylosyltransferase 1. The transcript is spliced from 8 exons. Gene Ontology annotation, biological process: protein O-linked glycosylation via N-acetylgalactosamine. Gene Ontology annotation, molecular function: UDP-xylosyltransferase activity. The coding region runs from base 46 to 1353 and encodes 435 amino acids. The record is from RefSeq and is a predicted model, not a curated record. Lineage: Eukaryota; Metazoa; Chordata; Mammalia; Rodentia; Muridae.
GCGGCAGCGGCGGCGGCGGCGGCGGCGGCGGUAGCGCGGGCCGGGAUGCGGCGCUACCUGCGGGUCGUAGGGCUGUGCCUGGCCUGCGGCUUCUGCUCGCUGCUGUACGCCUUCAGCCAGCUCGCAGUGUCCCUGGAGGAAGGAGCGGCGGGAGGCCGCAGGCCACAGGCCGCGGCGGUUUCCUGGCUGGCGGACGGCGGACGCGGCCCCGGGAGAGGCGCGGGCAGCGCGGGCCCCGGCUGGCCGGGCAGGUGUAAAGAUUUCUCUCUGUGUUACUGGAAUCCCUAUUGGAUGCUGCCCUCUGAUGUUUGUGGAAUGAACUGCUUUUGGGAAGCGGCUUUUAGGUAUGGUCUGAAAACACAGCCCAUUGAGAAAAUGCACCUUGCUGUUGUUGCCUGUGGUGAAAGACUGGAAGAAACUGUGACUAUGUUGAAGUCAGCUCUGAUUUUCAGCAUCAAGCCACUGCACGUCCAUAUUUUUGCUGAGGACCAACUUCAUGAUAGCUUUAAAGACAGACUUGACAGCUGGUCAUUUCUGCAAAGAUUUAACUAUAACCUGUACCCUAUCACCUUCCCGAGCGACAGUGCUGUGGAGUGGAAAAAACUCUUUAAGCCGUGUGCUUCCCAGAGGCUGUUCUUACCCUUAAUACUGAAAGAAGUUGAUUCACUGUUAUAUGUCGACACUGAUAUCCUUUUUUUACGACCUGUCGAUGAUAUUUGGUCAUUACUAAAGAAGUUUAAUUCCACACAAAUUGCUGCCAUGGCACCAGAACAUGAGGAGCCUCGAAUAGGAUGGUACAAUCGCUUUGCUCGGCAUCCAUACUACGGGAAGACUGGGGUGAACUCUGGAGUGAUGCUGAUGAACAUGACCCGGAUGAGAAGGAAGUACUUCAAGAAUGACAUGACAACCACGCGGCUGCAAUGGGGAGACAUACUUAUGCCAUUGCUUAAAAAAUACAAACUAAACAUCACAUGGGGUGAUCAAGAUCUGUUAAAUAUCAUGUUUUUUCAUAAUCCAGAAAGCCUUUUUGUAUUUCCAUGUCAAUGGAAUUAUCGACCAGAUCACUGCAUAUAUGGAAGCAACUGCCGAGGAGCGGAAGAGGAAGGCGUCUUUAUUCUUCAUGGAAACAGGGGUGUCUACCAUGACGACAAGCAGCCAGCAUUCAGAGCGGUAUAUGAAGCACUAAGAAAUUGUUCUCUUGGAGAUGAUUCCAUCCGUUCCUUAUUAAAGCCUUUAGAACUGGAAUUACAGAAGACAGUUCACACGUACUGUGGAAAAACUUACAAAAUAUUUAUCAAGCAGUUGACAAAAAGCAUAAGAAACCGCUAUGACACACCACCAAAGGAAAGGUGAUUCUUCAUGGCUGCCGAACUAAGUGGAUGAAACCGUAAAGCAUCAGAGAUGUGAAGGGCUUCGGAAGGCACUUCCGUCUCCAGAAUAAUCCUCUUCUGAAGAAAUUACAAGAGCAGCAUGUUCGUGUCAUGAAGAAGAAGUUAAAAUCUUGGGCUCCAAUAAGAAGACAGUUUGAUCUCUGUUAUUUUGUAACAUUACUUGGUGUCAUUCCAAUGUUAAUGAAAACAUUGAACAGUGUGACCUGUGGAGCUGUGUUGGCUCUUAAGUAAGAAAGAAAGAACAGAAUGGGGAUGGAUGGAGACAAUGUACCUCGAACACAAUGGAGACAUUCAAGCUGUGAGUGUAGCAAUAAUCUUAUGUCAGCACUAACCUCACUUUAAAGUGUGAGAAAAAAAGUUUACAGGAGCAGAAAAGUUCUGUUUCUUAAGAAAUGUGAUAUAACCAAUGUAACCAUUGACAAUCUAUGUACCCGCAUACAUUUCAUCUCUGCUCUACAAUAUUUUCUGACAAUCAUGUUUAAGAUUAUUUGUAGGUUUUAAGUAAGCUGCACAUUUAAAGGUUAGCUAUAUGAGAAAGGAGAAAAUAGUGAAAACAUAAGGAGGCAUUUUUAUAUGAUGAAUGUGAGUGUGUGUGUGUGUGUGUGUGUGCGCGUGUGUGUGUGUGCGUGUGUGUGUGUGUGUGUGUGCGCGUGCGUGCAUGUGUGUGUGUGUUUGUGUAUGUGUUCAGAAAGAAAUGAAGUACUUUCAUUUUGUAUGUAUUAAAGUGUCUUGCCAAACCUAAGUUCUAAGAUAUUUGGGGACAUUUUUUAAAAAUCACUUUAAGUGAAAAAUUUCAGCUUUACUGGGUAUUCUGGAAGCAAAAUAUUUUAUGCUGAUAAUAAAGUGAGAACUUUAAUCGCAACACCAACAGGAUGGUGGGAUAUGCAACGGACCAAAUAUUUAAGCCUGUGAGACUGAAAGUGGUCCAGUUAGACUUUCCUUCUACCUCAGUGCAUUCCAGCAUCCUUUUGAAGAGGCAGAUUCGGAGCCUCCCUUUAGAGUAGACAGCUGUGGUGGAUGGUCUGGAGGGAGAGGAUUUUUAAACUAGCAGUAGAAACAGUCAUUUUUGAUUUGGGUAAUGUGCAUAUUCUCUGUUCUGAACACCACCGAGGACAGUUGCUUUGUUAAAAUCUGGGGGAAGAGAGACAUUGCUCCUUGUCCUCUUGCCUCGACGCCUGAUGGUCUGAAUGGUAGCAUGUGGUACACAUUGCAUCCUACCCUGAGCUCCUGGGUGGUCUUCUUUUUUCUCUUGGAUUGUUAAUGCUUACACAGAGAAAGGGAAAUUAUGAAGGAAAAAUAGCGGUUGUGAAGUUCCUGUAUCCUCUGUAGGAAUAUUCAAAACAAGCAAUCGGUGCAGUUGUCCCAGCUUCUGCAGUUCAGCCACAGGCAGGCUGAACUGUUUAAGAAGGUUUAAAGUACCGUUGAAAGUGUGCCUUGUGCCCAGAAGAGGAAUUGGUAACCAGGGCAGUACUCUCAGAACAGAUGGGCUGAAAGAGCAGCAGCCAUGAUUCCUCGGCGGAAUGCUAUGGUGAAGUAAGAACCUGUGGGCUGUAUUAAAGCUUAGAUUGCUAGGUGGAAAAAAGAAUACGCUUUGAAAUGUGGUUGAUAAUCUGAGGGAGCUUGCUAAAAACAGAUAUCCUAUGUAUACUGCAUCUAGGAAGUAGUCGUCAAGAAAUUUUUAAGUGAAGAGAUUAAAAAUUAAGUGAAAGUGGACUAGAGCUAUAGCUCAAUAGUAGAAGUGCUUGCUUAGUGUGCGCAAGGCCCAGCACUAUGACAAUAAUAAAAAACAACAAGGAAUUAAGAGCCUCAUAGUGGCACUCACUAGUCAUAUUCAUUACCUGUCAGUAUCUUGCCAUGCUUGCUUAUUUAUUCCUUUUUCUUAUAUUAAGGUCUCAGGCAUCAUUUUAUGUUUCUGCAGUGAAUGCUUCAGUAAUUACAAAUAACUAUAGUUACUAGAAAAAGUAGUGCUGGCCUUUGGGUUUCCUCUCAUAGCCAGUCCUUAAGCAAACUUCCCUGCUUGUCUCAAAUAUGCAUGCGACCUGAUGAUUCUGUUUUUAUGAGCUCCUCAGAAGUUCUUGAUAUCAGCUAGUUUAGGAAGCACUGGAAAUUAUUUUUGCUACCUUUAAAGUUGAAGUUAGGGUGUCACAGUUACUGGCACAAUUGCUAAAUUAUGAGUGCCAUUUUUGGGCACUUGGGGCUAUUGGCAAGAGGGGAAUUCAUUAGAGUAAAUUUCCUAAGAUCUUAUUUUCUCAGUAGCUGGAGACUCUCAACCCCAUGGGCUCUGGUGUGACUGGUUGAGGUAGUUUAAAGGAAGGACCUAAAAUGCACUCAAACUUCAUUUGUGUGAAAAGAUUUUGGAAAACCUCUAGAAAUGUAUUCUAAGAAAAUGCAGUUUUCCUCUGUGGUAAAGAGCCCAAGAGCUUGCUCAUCUUGGACAUUGCUGACACAUGGCUCUCAUCUGCCGUCCAUCAGAUGUUAGUGUCAUGACAAGGACAGAUUGGGAAGUGAGCUUGGAUUUUUGCCUGGGCUUGAGACAUGCCGACUGUACAUGGUGCCUGAGAAGGGAGACCUUGGAGGGGUGACUGGAGGAACUUCUGUAGCUCUUCAGCCACCAGUGUUGCUGGAGUCCAGUGUUGAGGGGCUGCUCCUGAGGCUGAAUGCUUUUGCUUUUUUCCUCCAAGGUAGAUUUGCUGAUGGUAUGUGGAAGAAUAGAUUUUAAGGAAGAGAAAGAACGUAGAGAAGAAAAGGACGAUGGAAAUGAGUAGUCAAGAAAGAAGGAAAGGAAAGAGAGAGUAAAAGAAAGAUGAAAGUUUGAGUAAGAGGAAAGAUGGAAUGACAGUGGGGAGUUGGAGAAGUGAAAAUGGAGGAAAUUGUGUGGAAACAUGGCGUCUCCCUGCCUAGGUCAAUGCUUGCUUUACACCUGCAGGGCCAGGACUGGUGCCCGGAUUCCAUGGGUGGGGACAGCAGAGCAACCUUGUUUGACCUACUGAUACCAGGCAUGCUUCUUGUUUACCUUAUUCACUGCUCAUGUAGCCUUUGUUGUGCAACAUUUGUUUUUCUUUCCCUGGGCUCCAUUGUGUGAGCUAGGAUCUCUGGAAACACACAUACUUUCCGUCUUAAUGUCUUUAGCUUCUGCAGGGGAAGCCUGUGAAGAGAACUCCAUUAUGUCUAAAUAUUUUGUAGUGGUUUUUCCCUAGCACUGCUAAUAGAGGCCAGUAUGGGAGUCUCUGUCUUGCCUAGAAUGGUGGCUGGAACAGUGGUGACAUCUACUUACUCCUCAGUGGGGGAUACUUUGGGUCAACUGUUGUGAAUGGCUUCAAGAAGACAGGAGAAGGCAGAAACAUUAAAAGCAAAACUUUAAAGACUAUUCAUUGUCAGGACAGAGCGCUGGCUCAGUGGUUGGGACUACUUGUUCCUAGCACCCACAUGGUGGUCCACAGCUAUCUAUCACUCCAAUUCCAAGGGUUUCAACACCCUCUUCUGACCUCUGUGGACACCCGACACAAAUGUGGUGCAUAUACAAACACACAAGUAACACACAUAAAACAAUCUAAAGAAUUAAAAAAUACUCAUUCUCCUUUUCAGUUGCAUGUAUUGUAAUCAGUAGUGCAGGCACAGUCAGCCUCUUGGAGAUGUUUUUAGUAACAUCUCAGUCUUUUCAAAUACUGUUUCAAACAUGCUCUGUCUUUUCAAAUACUGUCUUUGAUUUCUUGGAAUAGAAAACUAGAGUGUGCAAUAUGUCAGGUUUGAGGCCAGUAUCCAUUUAUUAAAUGUAAUUUCAAGUGUCUUAAAGUAAUAGUUGCCUUACUGCGUUUUAGUAUCAAUGGAGGUGGACUGAGGUGGCCACUGCUGCAGUGCUCAUCGUUCUCUGUGUCGCCAAAGCAGACCUUUUGUCUAAAGCCUGGCUAACUUGUUCUUGACGUUUGUUGCUUUUUAAAUUCAUUGAAGAGAAAAUAGAUUUAAAAAAAACUAAGUUAUAUAGAUUUAAGGCAGAUGUCUAAAAGCUGUUAUAAGGAUUAAAACUGAGCAUGGUGGCACAUAACUUGUUACCCAAUACUUGGGAAACUGAGGUACAUUCAAGGCCAGUAUGGCCUUUGUUGAAAUCUUGUCUCAAAAAGAAAAAAAAAAUCCUGAAAGUGUAUAUUACUCAAAUAUAUUGUAAUUGGAAAAUCAUGAGAAAAACGCACCAUAGCAUAUUGGCCUUGGCAGUCUACAGUUGCCUACAGAUCAGUGUCAGAGUUUGAAAACUUGUCACCUCAUUCCAGCUAAUGAUUACAAGUAUCUCCUGGGAUUUCCUUAGACUUUUCUAUCAAUUUAUGUUUCAAACAAUCAGGAACUUUGUAGGAAAUUUGUCUUAAUACUGUGAGUACCAUACAUUUUACGAUCAACCUUGAGAACCAAUUGGAGCCUUUGGCCUGCGUAGAUUAUCUAUAGAGUUGGGUUAUAAGAGCAUAUUCACCAUGACAGCCCUCUAAAAGCUCGUUAAGAGAAUGUGACAGCCUCUGUGCCAUUUAAAUAGUACAUUGUUUCACUGUGAUAGUUCAGUAGGGAUGCUUCCAUUGGAACUGUUACAAGUGGAUUUUAUAAAUUUUUUAAUUUAUUUUUUAUUUUUACUGUACUAGCUGUUUUCAACUUUGUAUAAAAUCUCUUCAGGGAAUACUGAAAUGUUAUCAAAUAAUCCACAGCUUGUGGCGUUGCUGUAGCCUGUGUCCCUUCAGAAUUCCACAGAACAUGCCUUCAUUACACGAAUUGCCAUUGAUAUUUGAUGAGCACUGCAUCAGAAGGUCUGUGAGGUGGAGAUCAGAACCUGGAAAAGGUUGCAAGUGUUGGCUUCUGCCGAGCACUGUGCGUGAGGCCGCCGCUGUGCUGCGUUGUCCGAAGCUGUGGGCAGGCAUCGUGACGAGACUGGUGUGUAGACACCACUGCCUCAAAACUGCUUAAACCUGAACAUAUUUUGGUUUUAUAAUAAUGUGAAUAUCUUUUCAGUUACUUUUUGUAUCUUGAAAAUUCUCAAAGGGGCGUAUAAAAUUAUAGAUUUGGGGGGGUCUAGCUUACCAGUAUUGGAUGAUGCCUUAUUCUGUUCUGGAGGGGUUAAGCUCAGGUGUUUCUUGAGAAACUGUAUUGCUGUUACUAAAUAUGUACUCAAUAAAUGUUGGAAUUUUC